Charadrius vociferus (killdeer) is the source of this 237-nucleotide messenger RNA. RefSeq names its product family with sequence similarity 229, member A (gene FAM229A). NCBI's taxonomy places the organism in Eukaryota, Metazoa, Chordata, Aves, Charadriiformes, Charadriidae. The record is from RefSeq and is a predicted model, not a curated record. The transcript is spliced from 2 exons. The annotation marks the transcript as partial.
AUCCGGGGCUCGGACAUGAGCUCCCAGCAGACACCUCAGGCGCCGAGGUUCCCCAUCGAGGCAGGCGACUGUCCCACCUUGGCUGUGCCCUCCGAAACGCAGGAGCCGGUAGACACCGAGCAGUCUGUGGGAAGACAGCUGCGGCGAUGCCCCGGCAGCCACUGCCUGACGCUGCCCAACAUCCCCAUUGACGUGUUCAUCGCCAUGGGAGGGAGCAACAGGCCUCGCACCAACUAA